UAUAAUUUUCUGCCUUCCUCAAUCCACACUUCAAUUUUUGCUCGCAUUCAGUCAUGCAUAUAUAAGGCUGAGUUCGCACAUUCUGCAGUGUUCCUCUGUUAGUAUGCGUGUAUCUCCAUGAUUAGCUGUCAAUAGAUAUAGAAAAGGGUUAUUGGAUAUUCACUGGCACCUUCUGUAAACACUUUUGCAGUUAUAUACUAUGACUUAUCCGUGAAAGGUUUAAUCUUAGUGUGAUUCAAGUUAUUGUACAAGCUGUAAGUUUCUAUAAAGGUGUGUAACUAUAGUCACAUAGUCAUAUUUCGCUACUCUAGUAUGUUUCAACGGCCAAUCUCGAUUUUACAACUUCGAGAUUUAUUGAUUUUAGUCUCAACAGUAAAUGUUUAAUAAAAUUAGCUUCUGGAUGAACAAUUUAGGUAUUUUGCGUCAUUGAUUUGAAAAGUGUAAAUCAACGAUAUUACUGUGGCAAAUAUCCGUAAAAACACAACAACUUUGUUCGUGAGUUUUUAAUAAGAUGGCUGUGAAUACUGGAGAUGUCGAUUCACUUCCUAAAUCUAAAAAACCAUCUGACAGUGCCUUUAAACAGCAACGUUUACCUGCUUGGCAGCCAAUAUUAACUGCUGGAACUGUGUUACCUACAUUUUUUGUAAUAGGUAUUGCUUUUAUCCCUGUUGGUGUUGGGUUAUUAUACUUUUCCGAUGAGGUGCAAGAAAAAAUAAUUGACUACACUUUCUGCACCUCUACACAUGAUCCAUUGAAAAGAUGCACAGACUAUAUUAGCGAAAAUCCAGGGUCAGAAUGUCAUUGUAGUAUCAAUUUUACAUUACCUACAGACUACAAUGGAAAAGUUUACAUGUAUUAUGGUUUAACCAAUUUUUAUCAAAAUCAUCGUCGUUAUGUCAAAUCGCGGGAUGACAAUCAACUCCUUGGUCAACUGAGUCCAUUGGUAUCAAGUGAUUGUGAACCUUUUGCUAGCAUCGAUAAGAAUGGUACAUUAGUACCAAUAGCACCUUGUGGAGCAAUAGCUAACUCUUUGUUCAAUGAUGAAUUAACAAUAUUUUCACAUAAACAUAAUAAAGAAGUUCCUCUAAAAAAAACUGGAAUUGCUUGGCCAACUGAUAAAGAAAUAAAGUUUAAAAAUCCAGAAGGCAGCAAUUUAAAAGAAGCAUUUAAAGAUUAUGAAAAGCCUAAGAAUUGGAAAAAGCAUGUUUGGGAACUAGAUACUGAUGAUCCUGAUAACAAUGGAUUCAAAAAUGAAGAUCUUAUUGUUUGGAUGAGAACUGCAGCUUUACCUACUUUUAGAAAAUUAUAUAGACGAGUGGAUCAUGAACAACCAAUGUUUAUUAAUGGUUUACUUGCAGGAUUAUAUACAUUGAACAUUAAAUAUUCCUAUCAAGUUUCUGCUUUUGAAGGAACAAAAAGAAUGAUUUUGAGCACAACAUCUCUCCUUGGAGGAAAAAAUCCUUUCUUAGGUUAUGCUUACAUAGUAGUUGGAUGUGUUUGUUUAUUAUUGGGAAUAGCUCUUUUGAUAAUUCAUAUCAAAUGUUCUAAAAGCAAACUUAUCUAAAAUGGACCAAAGAGGACUAUGAAAUGUCCUUCACAAAUGAUAUGAUCAAUGUCAACCAAAACACACCGUAUCAAUGAGUACUCAAGAGAGCAAGCAUAUUUACGAUUGAUGUCAAAUUUUAUCUCGAACGGAUCUUCACUGUGAUGCACCGAUGUUGAACAAGUCUAGAAAAAUUUUAUUUGCAUGAUAGAUGAUUUAUCACAUUUUUGGUUUUCUUUUAGAAAACGUUGACGAUCUUCGUUAACUUAUUCAACUGGUCAAACAAUUAUUUAUGUUACAUAUAAUGAUUAUUUUUAUAAAUAAUAGUAGAUUAAUAAUAUGUUAAAUAAUCAACAAUUUUAAGUGUUUCAAUAUCUAUGUGUACAAAUAUUAGAAUAAGACAGAAAAGUUUCUGUAUACACAAUAUUAUUAACGAAAACAUAUUUGUUUCAAAAAGAAUAACUUCUAGUCUUAUGAAGCUUAAGAGCUUGAAGAUAAUGUAUUUUAAUCUCCAAUUUUCGAACAACUUUCUGUGCAAGACAUUUACAUUAAUUUUUCUUUAAAUCGAAUUGUAUACUAUUUAUAGUAAAAAGUUUUUCAUGGUUUUCAAGUACACAAUAAUCUGCAAAGAAACCGAUAAACGACGCAUAAAAUCACACAUACUUUCUACGUACCUACGUUUUUUUCAUCAACGAAAUAAAACAAAGUUGACUUACUAAAUCAUAGUAUUGUAUGAUCUCUUUCGUUUUUCGAGUCUGAAAAAGAUUUGAUUUAAUAAAAAUAAAAUGCACUAUUUAUA
This is a messenger RNA of Trichogramma pretiosum, 2342 nucleotides long. RefSeq names its product cell cycle control protein 50A (gene CDC50). The transcript has 5 exons. The record is from RefSeq and is a predicted model, not a curated record. Lineage: Eukaryota; Metazoa; Arthropoda; Insecta; Hymenoptera; Trichogrammatidae. Gene Ontology annotation, cellular component: endoplasmic reticulum; plasma membrane; Golgi apparatus. Bases 512 to 1564 code for a protein of 350 amino acids.